AUGUCGGAGAGAGAAGUAGCUUUGUCUGGGGUUGUGUCCGAGUUCCAGAAGGUGUCUAAAGCCGAGGGAAAACAGGUGAUUAUGACUCCGGAGGGUGUGUGGAUGGACACAAAAUCUUACUUUAUUACUAAAGCGCCUUUAGCCGACGAGAGGGAGUUUUACCGGGGCAUAGCUUCUUUUUACAAGUUUAAGCACCCGAAUGGUCCUCUGGGCCCUUAUAAUAAGGAGGAGUUCGACACGAGGUUUAAGGAAUAUGCUGUUUCCCGGGCUCCCUACCCCGUGAAGAGUUCUUUCAGGGAGCUGCCGUGGGAAGCUCAGGAUCGUUUGAUCCGGGUUGCCUUUCAACUUCCGGAUGCGGUCGAGUGGAGGUUUCCUGAGCCUGAGGAGAGGAUUUUCCACCGGCCCGCUGACGGAUUCGUCCCGGUGUGGAUGGAGCAUUUGAGGUCCGGGUGGAACCCGAGGUGGCACCUGUUCUUCAGGCACCUCUGUAAGUAUGAGUAUAAAUGUUCCCCCAUGCAGAUCACCCCGAAUGCAAUUAAGUUGAUGACCUGGUUUUUGUGUGCUUGUAACAAGAUGGGGUAUCAACCUACACUCAAGCUUUUCCAUAUUCUCUUCCAGUUCAAGAAGUCCGGGGAGAAACCUCUGUAUGAGCUUCGUUUCCGGUCUAAAGAAUGCGGUUUUGGACCCGGGUUCCUGAAACCGGUGAUGCACCAGUCUUCUUUGAAGAACUGGAACCGCGAAGUGUUGAUGUUGAAAGGUUUGGAUAUCCACUAUAUGCCGUAUCUUGUCACGGAUGAAAAAUUAGUCAGGACUAAUUUCGACGCCCCGGGUGCAUCCGGGAAGUUCCGGGAUCAGCUUAGGGAGUUUUGUGAGUGUCUCGGGCAGCAGUUGACCCGGGAUACCUUUAUGCAAUUUGAUAAACUGCAUGAAUGGGGAUGUUUGCCGUAUUUUGAUAAAAAUCUGUGGAAGAGUAUGGCUAAUGAACAUUUUGCUGCUGCUUUGAGGAACCUGGGGGGAAUUCAUUCGAUCCCCAAGCCUACUCCUAAGCCUAAGACCGGGGCUGGGAAGAAUGAUGAAUCCGGGUCUUCUAGGCAAGAGGCAACCGGCGGUGAGUCUAGCGCUGCCAUGGAGAAAAUCGCUUUGGGAGAGACCGAGGAGAUUGUGGAAGCUGGCAGUCCGGAGUUGGUGACCCGGGGGAGGAAGAGGAAACAGGUCUCGGCGCAGAAGGCCUCUGCUAAAGUUCCCAAAGUUGGCCGGGGAAAAGGGUUUUUGCUGGAUUCUGACUCGGAUUCUGAUGAUGAAGAUGAUGACGGGGAAGGUGCCCGGGUUCCCCUUGGGGCCGGGAAGUACUCUGCCCGGGAAAUAAUCAAGAUAAUGUCGGAGAUUCCGACCGAGGAAGACUGGGUUAGGAUGGAUGAUGCCGGGAUGGUGAGCACUUUCAAGGAACUGGGGAGUCUUUGGGGUCAGCUGGGGUCUCGUCUAGCCGGGUUCAAUACCAUUGCUUUUAACUUGAUAAAGUCAGAAAGGGAUACUGCUGAGACUUUUGGGGCGAGAGCCCGGAAAGCUGAAUCGGACUUGGCCCAGGAGAGGUCGGCUAAGGAGAAGUUGGAGUCCGAGUUGGAGAAGCGGGUGAAGGAGGCCGAAACCCGACUGGAAGCUGAGUGGAAGCGGAAACUGGAGGAUGCUGAGACCCGGGCGGGUGAUUCUGAGAAGAGGGUGUCCGGACUCGAGGAGGAUAUGGAGAAGUUGAAGAAACAACUCGAGGACCGCAAGGAGCCAGAAGUUGUGAUUGCUGAUUUCAAGAAAUCUGAAGAGUAUAAGGGUGACCUGGCCAAUGCUGCCGCUGCGGAGGUUGUCCGAUGCUGGAAUGUUGCCGAGAGGCACAUCAAAACGGAUCCGGUGGCAGAUCUGACCAGUUUCAUCAACCUUUAUAUCCAGGCCAAGGAUGAUGUUACGGCCGGUAAGGGCGAACCCGAGCCCUUUGAGGGUCCUUCUCCGAGCUUUAUUGCUCCAGCCAAUCCGGUUGCUCCCGUCGAUGCGGCUCUCCAGACAAACAACCUUCCCCCUGCUACUUAGUCACUUUUUCUUUUAUCGUGAAUAUGCUCUUUGAAACAAUCUUUUGUAUCUCCGGAUUAGUUUUUGCUGGAUUCGAAUAUUUAUCCGAGGUCCGUGUGGACCCGGGAUUGUGGAUGCUUGCUUCGCUGCUGUUUUAUCAAAUAUUUUCCUGUCAUAUUUGUUUGUGAAUGCUUUUGUAUGCUUUAUGUAUUCCAGACUGGCUGUUUGCAAUAUUUCUGUACUUAGAAAAUUUUCUAAGUAAUUGUAACGCAGGUGUGCCCGGGUCAGUCGUACCCCGGGUGGAUUGCUUUUAGGAUACUUUGUACUUAGAAAAUUUUUCUAAGCAGAGAUAAUUGUAGUUGUAUCCGGGGUGGAAUGUACCCGGGUUGGUUGCUUGAAAUGGUCUUGCACUUGGAGAUUUUUCUAAGUAGAUGAAAUAUGUAGACCCGGGCGACAUCUACCCGGGUAGAUUGCUUCUGUUGCUUUUACGCUUAGAAAUUUCUUCUAGGUAGAUUACACAUGUGGGCCCGGGCAACGUCUACCCGGGUUGAUUGCUUAAAUAUGUCUGCCCUUAGCAAAUGAAAUGGAUGGAUCCGGGCAACUUCUACCCGGGUUGAGUGCUUUAAUAUGUUUGUACUUAGAAUUUUUUCCAAGCAAAUGAAAUGGAUGGGCCCGGGCAACUUCUACCCGGGUUGAUUGCUUUCAUAUGUUUGUACUUAGAAUUUUUUCCAAGCAAAUAAAAUAGAUGGACCCGGGCAACAUAUACCCGGAUUGGUUGCUUUAACAUGAUUGCACCAAUAGAAUUUUCUUAGCAAAUGAAAUAAAUGGACCCGGGCAACUUCUACCCGGGUUGAUUGUUUUGAUAUGUUUGUACUUAGAAUUUUUUCCAAGCAAAUAAAAUAGAUGGACCCGGGCAACAUAUACCCGGGUUGGUUGCUUUAACAUGAUUGCACCAAUAGAAUUUUCCAAGCAAAUGAAAUGGAUGGGCCCGGGCAACUUCUACCCGGGUUGAUUGCUUUCAUAUGUUUGUACUUAGAAUUUUUUCCAAGCAAAUGAAAUGGAUGGACCCGGGCAACAUAUACCCGGGUUGAGUGCUUUAAUAUGUUUGUACUUAGAAUUUUUUCCAAGCAAAUGAAAUGGAUGGGCCCGGGCAACUUCUACCCGGGUUGAUUGCUUUAAUAUGUUUGUACUUAGAAUUUUUUCCAAGCAAAUGAAAUGGAUGGACCCGGGCAACUUUUACCCGGGUUGGUUGCUUUAAUAUGUUUGUACUUAGAAUUUUUUCCAAGCAAAUGAAAUGGAUGGGCCCGGGCAACUUCUACCCGGGUUGAUUGCUUUAAUAUGUUUGUACUUAGAAUUUUUUCCAAGCAAAUGAAAUGGAUGGACCCGGGCAACUUUUACCCGGGUUGGUUGCUUCAAUAUGUUUGUACUUAGAAUUUUUUCCAAGCAAAUGAAAUGGAUGGACCCGGGCAACUUUUACCCGGGUUGGUUGCUUUAAUAUGUUUGUACUUAGAAUUUUUUCCAAGCAAAUGAAAUGGAUGGGCCCGGGCAACUUCUACCCGGGUUGAUUGCUUUAAUAUGUUUGUACUUAGAAUUUUUUCCAAGCAAAUGAAAUGGAUGGACCCGGGCAACUUUUACCCGGGUUGGUUGCUUCUGUUGCUUUUAUACUUAGAAAUUUUUCCAAGUUAGAUGAUUGCAUGGAUGUACUUAGAAUUUUUUCCAAGCAAAUGAAAUGGAUGGGCCCGGGCAACUUCUACCCGGGUUGGUUGCUUCUGUUGCUUUUAUACUUAGAAAUUUUUCCAAGUUAGAUGAUUGCAUGGAUGGACCCGGGUAGACCUUUCCCGGGUUGGUUGUAAAUAUUGCUUGACUGCCUUAGAAAUUUUCUAAGUAAAUAAUAGCAUAGAUUCAUCGGUAGCAAAAGACUUCAUUGAUAUUUAAUACUAUUACACAGCUUUGAGAACGAUCAAAAGUACAUGAUUGCUUUUAGGGAUAUGUAGCUGUCUUCUAGGAUCCUUAUCCUUUUUCCUCAUUCUACUGGUAGAAUUUCCUUAACCUGAGUCCGUGCCAGGUGUUAGAUACCUCUGACCCGUCCAUGUGUUCUAGUUUGUAGGUACCCGGCGUUCCUUAACCCGAAAGGCAUCAGUUUGUAAGCAUACACUGCCCGGUGGGUUAUGAAAGCUGUUUUGGCUAUGUAUGCUGGGUUCAUCUUAACCUGGUUGUACCCGGAGAAGGCGUCCAUAAAGCUUAACAUCAGGUGUCCUGAUGUGGCAUCAAUAAGCUGGUCUAUGCUUGGUAGAGGAUAAGGGUCCUUCGGGCAUGCCGCAUUCAGAUCCGUGUAGUCAACACACAUCCUCCACUUUCCGUUUGCUUUCUUUACCAUGACUACGUUAGCUAGCCACUCCGGGUAUUUGAUCUCGCAGAUGAUAUCUGCCUUCAUCAAUUUGCCAACUUCCUCAUCUAUUGCCUUCUGCCUUUCUGGUGCGAAAUUUCUUCGUUUUUGUUUGACUGGUUUCUUCUUGGGGUCCACAUCCAGGCUGUGCAUUGCUAGUGACUCGUCCAACCCGGGCAUGUCGUCCGGGCUCCAGGCAAAAACAUCUGCGUAGCUUCUAAGUAGUUGGAUGAGUUCUUCUUUAAAAACGGUAUCCAAGCCUUUUCCGAUCUUGACUUUUCUUGCCGGGUUGUUUUUCUCGAUUAGGACCAACUCGGUCUCUACUGCGGCUUCGACCUUGGUCAAUUCUUGUGCCGAGAUCAUUUGUUGGAUCCGGGCGUCAGUGUUCUUUUCAACAAAAUCUUGAGCUGAGCUCAUGGUUGCUUUCUGGUUGUUUUGUCUGGGAUCAGGGUUGGUUGCUCCCGGGUUGAUGUUACCCGGGUCAAGUUCGAUCACCUGUAUUUCACCUUUGGUUUUUGGGUAAGGUCGGUGCUUCUUGUUGCUUUUCUGUUUUUGAAAGACGGUUGCCUUUCUCUUGUUGUCCAAGUGUGUUUCCGCCAUGACCAAGGCUUGGCUAUAACAUACCCCGGCUGUUGCUGAGUCUCCUUUGACUUCCCCUACCCCGAACGGGGUUGGGAAUUUGAACUUCAGGUGUGGAAUGGAUGUGAUAGCUUCAAUCUUGUUCAGACCUGGGCGGCCAAUGAUCACAUUGUAAGGCGAGGGUGUAUCCGUGACAUAGAAUUUGAUAGUAUGGGUGACUUGGUUCGGGGGAGUCCCAAAUCGGACAGGGAGGUAAAGCGUGCCGAGGACCGGGACGAUGCUGUUCCCGAACCCAUAUAGAGGGUCCUCCCUGUAGUCGUUCAUCCGGAUACUCCCUAGCUCCAUUCGAUCCAUGGUGUGUUUGAACAAGAUGUUGGCCGAAGAGCCAUUGUCCACCAGGAUCCUCCUUACCUCAUUUUCGGCCAUGUCAAGGGUCACUACGAGGGCUUGAUUAUGACCCCGGGUGACUCCUUCGAAAUCCUUGUUGCUGAAAGAAAUCACCUGUUCGGGGUAGGCUUGGAUGGACAUCACUUCUUGACAGGAGCCCGGGCUAGGGGGAGGGGAACAGGAUCCUCCCAGCACUACGUUGACAAUGUUUUUCUGUUUCCCGGAUCCUCCUGUUUUGUCGGCUGUAUUCCGGGCUAUAUACUGCCCCAUAUUUCCCUUGCUGAUCUGCUCUUCAAUGAAGUACUUGAGGGAUAUGCAAUUUUCAGUUUUAUGACCAUGGGUACCAUGGUAAUCACAGUGCCUGUUGGUAGGUCUGCUUUCGGGAGGAGUUUGCAUGGGUUUUGGUGGGUAGUAGAAGGGUUUGUCCCGGACCUCUUUGAGUAUGUCCUCGCGAGACCUGUUUAGAGGAGUCCAUUCGGGCUCUGGUUUCGGUUCCCUGGUUGCUUUGUUUGGACCGGGGUCACUUCUGGACCCGGAUCCCUGCUGGCUGGUCCUCUUGGAACCUGAUUGCUGGAUGAAGUUUGUUUGUCUAUCUGGCUUGAAUUUCUUAUCCUGGUGAUAUUCUUUCCGGGGUCUAUCUUCGACCUGCUUCCCUUUUAAGCUUCCUUGUCGGGUCAUUCUCAUGGCUUGGAGUACAUCGGUUUCCUUGAUGAAUUUGGCGGCCAUGGCAUAGGCAGCUGCCAGGCUCUGGGGUUCCUUGUUGAUCAGCUCGACCACGUAUCUCUCGUUUUGUUCCGGAUCCAGGUUCCUUCGGAAUAUGCUUAGGGCCUCACGCUCAUCCAGGUUGGAAAUUUUGUUGAUUGCUUCCUGGAAACGUUUCAUGUAAUCUGAGAGUGCCUCAUUGUCAUACUGACGAACCGUUUCCAGGUGACACAUAUGAAGUUCAUGUGUCUUGUUUGCUCGGAACCUUCUGAGGAAGGCUUCCCUGAAGUCUUUCCAUGACCCGAUGCUUCGGGAGGGGAUUCGGCUGAACCAUCUCUGGGCCCCUCCCUUGAAUGUGGAUGCGAAGAAGCGGCAUUUGGUCAGAUCAUUGUAGUAGUAGAUCAGGGCUAUCUGUUCAAAAUAGUGCAGGUGUUCCUCCGGGUCUCCCAGUCCAUUGAAAGAUUCAAAGUUGUAAUGUUUCAUACCCUUUUGUCGGGGUAUGGCUUCCAAGGAGUGGCUGAAGGGAGUCAGGGUUCCCCCAAUUUCAAGCCCGGCAUCAUUCCCGAUUUUCCGGUUGAGUUCAUUGAUCAUGUCUCUGAGGUUGGUUUGCCCCGGUCUCUCAUCCUCGUCAUCAGAGAUGAGUUCGGGUGUUGUUUCCUUCCGGUAGCGCUUGGACCGGGAUCCUUUUGUCAACUUCUCCUCUUCGAGUUGAAUCCGGAGGGCGAUUUUUUGCUCAAGUUUUUCCUCCUCCUCUUUUCGGAUCUGUUCUUUCCUCUCAGCUAAGAUUUUUAGCCGGGUUUCCUCACUAUCCUUCUGUUUCUUUUUCUUUGCUUUGUCUCCGAUCCGGUCGAAGACGGAACCCCGGGAUUGACGGCUGUUCCCGGAGUCCUCAGACUCAUCGAUGUUCUCAAGCCUGCGGUUGCUUUCCCGGCGAUCCUGGUACUGUCGGAUGGCCUCGGCUAAAUCCUCUUUGGUGAGCUGUGAUAGGUGGAGGGUGGUGAUUGGUACGUCGGUGUACUUGUAUUGGUUCAUUUCGAUGGUGACCCGGGCGUCAUUGGGGUUGAUGGUUUGAUUCUCCUCCGGGUUUACAUGGGUGAAGAGAGGUCCUGUGGCAUGAUCCGGGUUCGGGUUGUCCUGGUCUGUUUGGUUAUCCGGGUUCGGAGGAAGGUUGGAGCGUGUUCUUUUUGCCAUGAUUCCAAGAACUCACCCGGGGUGUAUGGUUGCUGUUUUGGUGGUAGUGCCCACAAAUAGUAUAGAUAGUGAUAGGAUGACAGAAAUAGUGUGCACAAGUAGUCAACUUACUAUUUUCAGAGAUACCACAAAUAGUUAAGUGACAAAAUGUGUGCAGGUGUGAGACAAAAAGAUUUUAUGUGCUACAGACAAGAUUAGGGUUUUGCUCAGACAGGGUUUGCUAACAUGCUCUACUACAGACAAAUUUAGGGUUUUGUUCAGGUAAGGUUUUCUAUCAUGCACAUAUCAAGAAGAGCCAUGGCUGAAGGUUUUGAGGAGCUGGGUGUUUUACGAAAGCUUACUGGUGUGAUUUGGACCCCCGUUUCGGGGGUUUGUUGAAGAAGAUGAGUCCAGUGGCACCGUGACCACAGGACAGAGGACACCUUCCCCUCCUUCUAGCGCCAAAUGAUAACGCCAAACUCCGAUCCCGGUCCUUCCUCCGCCGUGGCUGGUGGUUCCGUGGUGCAGCUGCUGGAUGGGUGCCUACAAAACAACGCCGGCGGGGGGGUUUUGCCCCAAAGCGCCUCCGGCGUGAGAGUAAGCGUGGGUUUCGGAAGGAUAAAGAUUAGAGAAAGUGCUAUCUAUGUGUGGUGGGUGAAGGUGUAUGGCUGGUGGUUGCUGGUGGCUGAGAGUGUUUGAGUAUAUGCUGAGUGUAAGUGUGUGUAGAAUGAGUGUAAAGAGAGUGGAGUUAACCCUUAAACUCUUGAUCCUUGGUCUAUUUAUAGGCCAAGGAUUAGGGUUUAAGGGUGUGUACCUGGAUCCUGGUCCUACACGUGUAGAGGUUUGAUCCCCUACACGUGUCCAGGUGUCAGCGUGGAAGUAGUAUUUUGGAAUGUUCCCUGGCUUGUCCCUAUCGCCAGUAGUUGACCGUUAUGUUUGUCUUUAUCGUGUCAGUCCGUGCUUUAUGCAGCAGGUGUCGGCUGGUACAUGUGGACCCGGGUAAAUAGUAGGUUUUACUAUACCCGGGUGAGGAAUCCUGUCCGGGUUGCACUAUUCUGUUCGGCCUUGGGGUUAUCUGGCGGGGCCGGUGGCUAUCCGGUGUAAAAGUCCUGUGGGAGGACCCGGGUUCCUCCUUAUCCGGAUCAUAUCCUAUCACCGCUAGUGAGUUGUGUAUCAGAUGAGUUUGUUAUAACAUUUUGUCCAUCCAAAUGGGGUGCUGGGAAUGUGACUGCAGAGAGUGAAAUGGCCUUGGCUGGCUAUUGAGUCUGAGAUGAAGUCUGCCUGAGUAAAUUGAACCCUUGUACAUGGUAAUGUAACUAAAUAAUGUAAUCUGAGCAUGGUUGGAUAGUGGUCAAGAGUUUUUCCUAUGUGGUCCGGUCCUACCUCGACUAUAUAUUUGCAUGGUUAUUAGUCUUAUUUGUCAAAAAAAUAAAUAAUGUAAUUUGAUUGAUGUCCAAUAAAUUUAUGAGAAAAUUUUAAACU
Daucus carota subsp. sativus is the source of this 8761-nucleotide messenger RNA. RefSeq lists its product as uncharacterized. The transcript is spliced from 3 exons. Bases 1 to 2076 code for a protein of 691 amino acids. The record is from RefSeq and is a predicted model, not a curated record. Lineage: Eukaryota; Viridiplantae; Streptophyta; Magnoliopsida; Apiales; Apiaceae.